AUGAAUGAGCAGGCCCCUACUAAUAUAGAGGAGGAUAAUAGGGUUGACUAUGGAUUUGACCAGUUCAAUGAGUUUGAUGGUGCAUUUUACAACAAUGAUCCUAUAGUAGAUUUGAACGAGGAUGGUGAUGCGGAGUUGGAAGUUCAUGAACCUAUAGAAGUACCUUCUUUAAGUAGCAGCCGCCCAGGUCCUCCUGGUAGUACUGUACCAUCUGAUUUUGAAGUUUGUACAAAAUUCAAACCUAUUGUGUGGACAAGGGAAGACAUAGAGGAAAAUAAUGUUUAUACAACUUCUUUUACUGGUACACAUUCAGGGGAAAUAUAUGUUGGCAAGCUGUAUACAAAUAAGACUGAAUUGAAAAAUGUGGUUGGAAGGUUUGCAUUGAAAAUGAAUUUUGAGUUCAUGGUGAAGAAGUCUGGGACCGAUGUUUUUUAUGCAACUUGCAGGGGUUCAGAUUGCAAAUGGAGAGUGAGGGGGAGGAAGAGGGCACGUUGUGACAUGUUUGAGGUUACUGUAUUCCACAACGAACACACAUGUAGCCUGGAUUCUAUACAUGCUGAUAACCGUCAAGCAGCACCGUGGGCUGUUGGCCACCUCAUUAAGAACAAGUUCAAAUCAGAUGGAACUAAGUACAAAGCUAAAGACAUACAAAGGGAUAUGUUUCAGGAGUAUGGGAUCAAGAUGAGCUAUGAGAAGGCUUGGAGGUGCCGAGAGAAGGGACUUAUGUAUUCGAGGGGUACGCCAGCAGCAGCUUAUAGUCAGUUACCUGGUUACUUUUACGUGCUGGAACAGAAGAAUCCAGGUACUAUUACAGACAUUAUCACAGAGGAUAACAGGUUCAAGUACUGUUUCUGGUCACUGGCUGCUUGUAGGAGGGGAUUUAAGUUUUGUCGUCCUGUGAUUAGUAUCGACGGCACGUUCUUGAAGACAAGGUUUGGGGGCACAAUACUAGUUGCUGUAGCGUACGAUGCAAAUAACCAACUGUUUCCGAUUGCCUUUGCAAUUGUUGACAGCGAGAAUCAUGACUCUUGGAAGUAUUUCUUGCAGAAGUUAAAGGAAGCGAUUGGGGAGGUUGAAAACUUAGUGUUUGUAUCGGAUAGGCAUCAAAGCAUUGAACAUGCUGUCGAGGUUAUUUUCCCCGAAGCAUGCCAUUGUGCAUGCUACAAAUAUAUUUCUAUAGCAUUGAAAACCAUGACGAACAUGGAAAAUACCAGUUUGAUUAAUCCAAGUUUAACUAUUCAUCUCAUUUGA
This is a messenger RNA of Cannabis sativa, 1251 nucleotides long. RefSeq lists its product as uncharacterized. The record is from RefSeq and is a predicted model, not a curated record. The coding region runs from base 1 to 1251 and encodes 416 amino acids. Lineage: Eukaryota; Viridiplantae; Streptophyta; Magnoliopsida; Rosales; Cannabaceae. The transcript has 2 exons.